This is a messenger RNA of Lolium rigidum, 1805 nucleotides long. RefSeq names its product vacuolar fusion protein MON1 homolog. NCBI's taxonomy places the organism in Eukaryota, Viridiplantae, Streptophyta, Magnoliopsida, Poales, Poaceae. The record is from RefSeq and is a predicted model, not a curated record. The transcript is spliced from 15 exons. The coding region runs from base 1 to 1701 and encodes 566 amino acids. Gene Ontology annotation, biological process: protein targeting to vacuole; vesicle-mediated transport.
AUGGAGCCCGAUCCGAGCCCCGAUCCCGCCCCCGCCCCCGCCCCCUCCGCCGACGAGGCCAGCACCACCCUCGCCGCCCUCUCCCUGCGCGCCGCCGCCGACCUGCCCGCGGACUUCGCCGCCCCCGAGAUCGACGAGGACGACGACGACGAGGGGUACGCCACGGCCGCGUCCAGGGGCGGGAGCAGCACCGCCGCCUGGAAGGAGGAGAUGGAGGGGCUCGAGGAGGACGCCUACGGCGACGCCGGCCCGCCCAGCCCCAGCAGCAGCGGCUACGCCGGCGAGCGGGGCAGCAGCCUCGCCUCCAGCGGCGCCGGCGGCAUCGAGGAGGAGGACGCCGCCACCCCGCCCCACGCGCCCGGCGCCGAGGACUGGGCGCGCGGCAAGAAGCAUGCCGACGAGGAUGAUGCUUCUGCUUCAUGGAGGAAGAGGAAAAAACAUUUCUUCAUUUUGAGCAAUUCUGGCAAGCCAAUAUACUCUAGGUAUGGAGAUGAGCACAAGUUAGCCGGGUUUUCUGCUACACUGCAAGCGAUAGUUUCCUUUGUCGAGAACAGUGCUGACCAUAUCAAAUUUGUUAGAGCUGGAAAACACCAGAUAGUUUUCCUUGUCAAAGGUCCAAUUUAUUUAGUUUGUAUAAGCUGCACUGAAGAGUCGUUUGAAGGAUUGAGGGGCCAACUAGAGCUCAUGUAUGGUCAGAUGUUGCUUAUUUUGACAAAGUCAGUCAACAGGUGCUUUGAGAAGAAUCCCAAGUUUGAUAUGGCACCACUGCUGGGUGGCACAGAUGCAGUUUUCCUUUCCCUUAUACGUGCAUUCAGCUGGAAUCCUGCUACAUUUCUUCAUGCAUACACAUGCCUUCCCCUUGCCCAACCAACAAGACAGGCUGCUAGCGCAGUCUUGCAGGACAUUGCUGAUUCUGGAGUUCUAUUUGCACUGUUGAUGUGUGAGCACAAGGUAAUUAGUCUUGUGGGAGCACAAAAGGCAACAUUACAUCCUGAUGAUAUUUUACUACUUUCAAAUUUCAUAUUGUCCUCUGAAUCUUUUAGGACUUCGGAGUCUUUCUCACCCAUUUGCUUGCCAAGAUACAAUUCUAUGGCCUUCCUAUAUGCUUACGUUCAUUUCUUUGAUGAAAACACAUACGUGACUCUUCUUACUCCGAGAUCAGAUGCCUUUUAUGACUUAAAAGAUUCAAGGGCCCGCAUUCAGGAUGUUCUAUUGAAAUCAAAUGUCCUUCUUGAAGUCCAAAGGUCUUUGCAUGAGAAUGUACUGCGUGUCGAAGAUGUCCCAAUGGAACUUUCUUCUCAACCUACAUCUCCGCCUGCACAGUCUUCUGAAAUGGCAAUUGGUGGACCAGCUGGACUUUGGCAUUUUAUAUACAAAAGUGUCAAUCUUGACCAGUAUGUAUCGUCCGAGUUUGCGUUGCCCAUAAGGAGUCCAAAGGAACAGAAGAGAUUGUACAAGGCUUAUCAAAAGUUCUAUGCUUCAAUGCAUGAUAAGGCAACUGGCCCCCACAGGACUCAAUUCAGACGAGAUGAAGAUUAUGUGUUAUUUUGCUGGAUAACCCAAGACUUUGAGCUGUAUGCGGCCUUUCAUCCAUUGGCUGACAAGACACAAGCUAUCAAGACAUGCAAUCGCGUAUGCCAAUGGAUCAGGGAUGUAGAAAACAAAGUGUUCGUAUAUGGAGAAAGCACCCUUGCCUGGUGAUACUUUGAUGCAAUACCAUCACUGUUGGGGAGAUAUGUGAGGCUUUAGGUUUGUCUCUGUAACAUUCUCGCAAUACUUAUAUUCAUGAUCAUGGUUCAGGACAA